UUCUCCUCACUUAAUCACAGUAGCUCUCAGCUAGCUAGCUAAACCAGUGCUAAUUGUGUUGCUAAUUUGUGUUGAUUUGUGAUUUUGAUACGAGAUGGCCGGAGUAGGGAGGACGAUGAUCGCGCCGCUGCUGGUGCUGAAUCUGAUCAUGUACUUGAUCGUGAUCGGGUUCGCGAGCUGGAAUCUCAACCACUACAUCAACGGCGAGACCAACCACCCGGGGGUCGCCGGCAACGGCGCCACCUUCUACUUCCUCGUCUUCGCCAUCCUCGCGGGGGUGGUCGGCGCCGCCUCCAAGCUCGCCGGCGUCCACCACGUCCGCUCCUGGGGCGCGCACAGCCUCGCCGCCGGCGCCGCGUCGGCGCUCAUCGCCUGGGCCAUCACCGCGCUCGCCUUCGGCCUCGCCUGCAAGGAGAUCCACAUCGGCGGCUACCGCGGGUGGCGCCUCCGCGUGCUCGAGGCCUUCGUCAUCAUCCUCGCCUUCACGCAGCUGCUCUACGUCGCCAUGCUCCACGGCGGCCUCUUCUCCGGCAACCACGCCGCCGGCGCCGGCGGCUACGGCGGCGACUACCCCGCCGACCACCACCACAAGCCCGCCGCCGCGGCCAGGGUCUAACUGAAUUUGACCCCGACACACCGGCCAAUCGAUCGAUGCCAUCCAUCAUGCACACGACUGCCUAUAUAUCUCGGUGUGAUCGAGCUUUGAUUUUCUCGUAAUUUCUUCACUUUGUGUUUCCCGCUCGUGCAUUGCUGCUAGAUGCAAUGGCAAUGCACGAACAACGCUGUUCAUAUACUCUCCGUAUGUAAACUUCUGUUCUCUGUAUCGACGUUCGUAAUCAUAUGUAUGUACCGUUUGGUUUGGUUUUAGUUCAAAUGUUUGCUGCUGUGUGUUUGGUUCUGUUUGAA
This is a messenger RNA of Oryza sativa Japonica Group (Japanese rice), 906 nucleotides long. The record is from RefSeq and is a predicted model, not a curated record. NCBI's taxonomy places the organism in Eukaryota, Viridiplantae, Streptophyta, Magnoliopsida, Poales, Poaceae.